AUGCCCUCUCAAGUUCCAACUCCUUCCCCCUGUAACACAGGCCAGGAGGGGCCAGCUGGCAGCAUGGCUCCUGUGAUCCAUGGCAUGCUGCUGGCGCAUCCAACGGCUGAGAAGCCUCAAGAGCUGGAGUGGGACGAUCUGAUUGGUCGGAUCGAGGCGGAGAUUGAGAAGCCCCAGGCGAGCUCGUGUGUGGAUAUUGAGUCGUCUUCGAUCGCGAGGCAGGACAGCCAGAUAGUGACAGGCAGUGAAGGGGCCGUCCCUCCAAGCGAUUCUGCAGCUCUCAAACGCGAGGCAGGCAAGGGCAAGGCAAGGCGGGUGGUGCAGAGGAAGCGGCCGGCCAACAGCACAUCCAAGUUCAGAGGGGUGACCCACCACUGCCGCACAGGGCGGUGGGAGGCCCACAUCUGGGAGGAAGGGCGGCAGGUGUAUCUGGGAGGAUUUGAUUCUGAGAAGCAGGCAGCGCUGAUGUAUGACAUAGCUGCACUCAAGAUGAGGGGUGAGGACGCACAGACAAACCUACCGCCUGAGGAGUAUACCAAGUACACCAAGGAAAUAGAGGCUGUCCCAAAGGAGGAGCUAAUUCUGCUUCUGCGGCGUCAUAGCAAGGGCUUUGCUCGAGGAACCUCUAAGUAUAGAGGGGUGACCAAACACCAGAAGGGUCGGUGGGAGGCUAGGAUAGGGCAUGUUGAGGGGAAACGAUACGACUACCUGGGGUUGUUCGACACUCAGGAGCAAGCUGCCAUGGCUUAUGACAGGGCUGCUGUGAGGCAGAGGGGCCAGCAAGCAGUCACCAACUUUGAUCUGGCCAUGUACGCAGAUGACAUUCGCGAGUUCAACCUCAUGGCGCAGCGCCUACAACAGCAGAGGGCGAUCCAAGCGCACUCCACCGUUCUUCACCACACUACCAGUGCUUUCGAGCAGAGGGUUUUUGACGCGACGCAACAAGCAAGCAGCGGUAUUGAGGCGAGGAGCAGCGGGGUGGAGCAGCACAGGAGGGUGCACUCUGAGCCUAGCAUUCGCUCUGGCUUGCUGCAGUAUCCCCAGAUUCCGCAGUUCCACCACCUCCCCUGGUCAGGUGCCUUUUCAGGUAGUGUCCUUCUGUCUCCCAGUAACCCUCUUCCUCCUGUUGCCGUCAAAAGUAAGUAUACUGCUGCUGCUAGCAACACACUAGUACCUGCUGCUGCCAAUGCUUUUCACGGCCUCAGCAGCAGUAGUAGCGGUGGAAUGGGGAUGGACAGAAAGGGGAGCGGUGGGAUAGCUGCUGUCGACCUCUCUGGGUUCACAGGUCGUGGUGGGUUCCCUGCAGCUGGGCUUUCAGCCUUCACACCACCUGCUUCUAAGCUUGUACCUCCUGGUUCCGGCCUCACACUACCUACCGCGCUCACAGCACCUACAUGGCUGAGAGCACCAGGUCCUGAUGGAGGCGUAACAGCACAUGGUGGUGGGAUGGCUGGAGAAAAUGGUGGGAUGGCUGGAGAAAAUGGUGGGAUGGCAGCAGGUGCUCUGCGUGGGCUGUCAUGUCCUUCACAGCCUGGAUUUGCUACUGCAGGAAAAGGUGUGACGCCUUGUGCUGCUGCUGCCGCUGCUGCUGCUGCUGCUGCCACGAGGGAGCAUACCAGCCAUUGCUGCCAUCGUCCCGCCUUGAGCGGUUCAGCAGAGUGA
Closterium sp. Naga37s-1 is the source of this 1662-nucleotide messenger RNA. NCBI's taxonomy places the organism in Eukaryota, Viridiplantae, Streptophyta, Zygnematophyceae, Desmidiales, Closteriaceae. The record is from the annotation of a GenBank genome assembly.